Molecule: messenger RNA, 1425 nt
Organism: Aspergillus ruber CBS 135680
Lineage: Eukaryota; Fungi; Ascomycota; Eurotiomycetes; Eurotiales; Aspergillaceae
Exons: 1
Biological process (GO): RNA 3'-end processing
Cellular component (GO): nucleolus; TRAMP complex
Molecular function (GO): poly(A) RNA polymerase activity; mRNA binding
Source: RefSeq, a predicted model, not a curated record
GUCUUUCCAGAUAGUCUGCAGAGGACGCUGGAUGCUCAUCGUGCCUCCAACCGAGCCAGUCUGUUUCGCGUGGUGAACACCACCGCACCUCCGAAGAAGAACCGUCGCCCAAAGACACAUAGAGUGGUCACCAAGUCAGCCCAUAAACAAGAGGAGGAGGAGCAAAAACAGGUAACGCUGAAAAGUACUCAAAAACCGAAAAUCAGUCGUCGGGAGUUAGAUAGAUAUGUCAAGUCGCGGCUCCGAUCUGACCACAAAAGACCACCGGAAUGGGUGAAUCAGCAGUUGCGAUGGGGUAUGAGCGUGCUACAGAACCGACCGGAGCAGUGGCUAUGGCUCAAUCACUAUGCUGGGAAUAACACGUCCGACGCUACGACGCACCUAGACGCUGAAAUUCGAGCCCUGGACGCCUAUCUGAUGCCAACUUCGGAUGAACAAAACCAAGUGAACGAACUAGUGGACACAGUCUCAAAGCUCUUCCAAGACAUUCCUUAUAUGCCCCAGUUGACUGGCUCCUGGCGGACGGGUGUUGCAUCGAGUCAUUCAGACGUCGACUUCGUCUUGCCAGUACCAGAUAUCGGACGAUUGAAGGACGAUAUCCGUAAACCCAGUUCCACAAGACCUCAAGUUUUAGAAGAUUACCACAGCCUCCUGGAGAGGGUUCAACAGAUCCUAUGGCAAACCCCCACGUUCAAAGAUAAGACUUUCCUGGUGUACAACCGCAUCCCAGUCCUCUCAGCCAUACACGGCCCAACAGGAAUACGAGUCCGAUUCCAAUGCAAAGAGGGUCUCCCCUCAUCUAUCGAAUACAUCAACGAUUAUUUAGCAGAAUAUCCCGCUGUGCGCCCAUUAUACAGGACUACCCGACUAAUCCUCGAAGUACAAGAACUGUUCGGACCCCUCCACUCGUCAAUAGGCACAAACGCCCUCCUAAUGCUCCUCGUCGCAUUCUGCAAAAUGAACCACGGCCGCUUCCAACGCCCACACGGCCUAGGCGUCCAGCUCCUCGCUUUUCUGCGCACGUAUGGAAUUGAUGUGGAUCUCGCCGCUAAUGGUGUCGCCGUUGACCCGCCAGGUUUGUUCAACGAGGAGUCCACCCGGAGCGCGGAUGAGAGGUGGUCGUGGCCUGAGGAGACACCGGCGCACAUUCGGGGCCAGUGCGCACUUAUGAACCUCAAACGCACAGCGGGUUUCAAGGGCAAUGGGCCCAUCGCGGACCAUUUGUGUAUUCAGGAUCCGACAAAUUAUAUGAAUGAUCUGGGGCGGCUUUGUACCCGGACGAGGGACAUACAGAAUGUUUGGGCUGCUGCGUAUGCACGGUUGAAAGCGGCAUCGGACGAUUGGGAUGGUUCUGGGGGUACGGUUAGGCAGAGUAUCUUGACCCAUAGUCUUCGUGCCAAUUUCGAGGAUUUUGAGAGAAAGCGU